AUGUCAAAACGCACAACAUUCACGACCAUCUCACCUUUGCCCGCCGGCAUCACCCGCGAGGCCGUCCUUGACUUUCUCCACAACCACGUCGAGAUGAUCGAUCUGAACCCUCUCAUCAAGGAGCGCCACCGCAUCCCCGCCCCAUCCCAUGCGCCCCCGGAGGAGCACGCCUGCGCCUGGUACUCCCUCACCGACGAGAUAUCAUACCUACCCGGCGGCCUGGUCACCGGUAACGUCAGCUACACUUGCUGCUUCCACGACCUGCCCACCGGCAUGCAGACCCACUGCUACGCCCCGAUGGGCCUCGAGAUCCGGGAUAAGUGGACCGUAGCCGGCUGCCUGCCUGGCGAGCCUGUCGAGCCCGUCGAGCUCGGCAUCGGCGCCCCAGUGUUGGGCUUGUACAUCCGCGAGGACGUCGACAUGCGUUGCAACGUCUUCACCACCUCCUUCGUCAAGAAGACCCUGAAAAAGAGCCACGGCCUGCUGGUCGAACGCCUGCGGUCCAAAGUCCAGCAGGCCUCCUCCUCCCCUUCCGUAGCCGCUGCGGAUCAGCGGCACGCCAGCCAGACCUCGCUUCUGUCUGGGCCCGGCACCAACGGCGCAUCGUCGCACAUGCCCCCCCAUCCUCAUCCUCCACAGACCCAUCCGGGUCAGACUCACUAUACCAACGCCCCCGCCGACCAAAUCUGCUUGCCGUACAGGCCUUCGCAUCCCAAGUCGCCGUCUACACCACCCGGCGACGAGUCCCAGAACGCCACCUACCCGGAGCCGCUGCGGUUUCGCCACGCUGCCGCUCCCUUGACGUCGUCUCUGUGUUCGGACGCCGGGUCGCAGCCCGGCGGUCUUGGCGGUGGUAGUGGCAGCGGCAGCGGCAGCGGCAGCGGCAGCAACAGCAACUACACCCACGGAAGCCAAUCGGGUUUCGGAGGCAUCCAUCCCUGCGACGACACGCAUCAGCGUGCAGUCGCGGGGCAGCAGCAGUACAGCGGCGGGACUCUGCAGGGGCCGUUCGUGGCCGAGCUGGAUUGA
Messenger RNA from Colletotrichum higginsianum IMI 349063, 1029 nucleotides. RefSeq names its product Nacht and wd40 domain protein. Bases 1 to 1029 code for a protein of 342 amino acids. The transcript has a single exon. NCBI's taxonomy places the organism in Eukaryota, Fungi, Ascomycota, Sordariomycetes, Glomerellales, Glomerellaceae. The record is from RefSeq and is a predicted model, not a curated record.